AUCUCAUCCUGCAGCUGCCUCAUCUUGUGAAGUGCACCCGCUGUGUUGGGCUCCAAGGGCAUCCCGCGCGAUCCACGUAGCUUCAACAGAUAGCUUUAAGAGCUUAUCAUCUCAAGUCAUGGUGAAGGGAAACUUCUCCGUUGAUCCCUCCUUGGAGGCCAAGAUGCACCAGUACCAGAUUGUGGGCCGAGCUGCACCCACCAACAAGAACCCGACCCCGAAGAUCUAUCGCAUGAGGAUCUUUGCUCGCAACGUGGUCCUGGCCAAGUCUCGCUUUUGGUACUUCAUGAAGAGGUUGAACAAGGCAAAGAAGAGCGGCGGUGAGUUGUUGUCCGUGAACGAACUCUUUGACACCUCCCCAACCAAGGUGAAGAACUACGGCAUUUGGCUCCGCUAUGACAGCCGAACCAACACCCACAACAUGUACAAGGAGUUCCGCAACGUGAACAUCAACGGUGCUGUGGGCCAGCUGUACCAGGAGAUGGCCGGCCGCCACCGUGCGGACCCGGGCUCCAUCCAGAUUAUCCACGCCACCACCGUGCCGGAUGAGAAGUGCCGACGUGAGCACGUCCUGGAGAUGCACGACAAGGGCCUGAAGUUCCCAAUUGUCAGGAAGAUCCCCAACACCAUCAAGAAGCUGCGCACCACCUUCAAGGCCAAGCGCCCCAACACCUUCGUUCGAUGAUCGCAGAAGGCGGUUCGAUGCGGUUCGUGCAAAGCGGGA
Messenger RNA from Cladocopium goreaui, 724 nucleotides. The record is from the annotation of a GenBank genome assembly. NCBI's taxonomy places the organism in Eukaryota, Dinophyceae, Suessiales, Symbiodiniaceae.